This is a messenger RNA of Lepidothrix coronata (blue-crowned manakin), 1412 nucleotides long. RefSeq lists its product as uncharacterized. Gene Ontology annotation, molecular function: hormone activity. Gene Ontology annotation, cellular component: mitochondrial small ribosomal subunit; extracellular region. The transcript is spliced from 8 exons. Gene Ontology annotation, biological process: multicellular organism development. The coding region runs from base 1 to 849 and encodes 282 amino acids. The record is from RefSeq and is a predicted model, not a curated record. Lineage: Eukaryota; Metazoa; Chordata; Aves; Passeriformes; Pipridae.
AUGGCUCCCCGCGGGUCGCUGCUGCUGCUGGCGCUGCUGGUGCUGAGCUGUGCCCUGCCCCGCGCCCCCGCCCAGCACUGGUCCCACGGCUGGUACCCGGGGGGCAAGCGGGACCUCCGGACCCCCCCGAACCUCCAGAUUAUCCACCCUGGAAUUUCCCCCCCGGAAUUAACCACCCCCGGGGGUCCCGGCCCCUCUCGGGCGCUGCCGCCCUCCCCCGUGUCCCCCCCGUCGGGAGGAUCCGCUGCCGGUGUCCCUGUCCCCUGGGGGGGUGUCCGCGUCCUGGGGGAGUGGAGUCUGUGUUCCCCGGGGGUGGCCGUGUCCAGUCAGGAUCCCUGUCCCACGGGGGUCUCUGUGUCCCGUGGGGUGGGUGUAUAUCCCGCGGAGGUGUCCUUGUCACUCAGGGGGCUGAUGUGGGGCCCGGGAGGGUUUGGAGGCGCUGGAUCUGGCACUGGGGCCGAGUUCAGGGCCGAGGUGCUGCAGAAGAAGCGGGAGGAGCGUCUGGGCGGGGAGAACUCCGCGGAGCUGCUGGAGGAGCACCGGCGCCUGAUGGCCUGGAAUGACGAGGAGAACGCCCGGCAGCGGGCACGAAGAGAGGAGAGACUCAGGAAAGAGGCGGAGGAAGAGAAGAGGAGGAAGUUGGAGGUCGCGGAGAAGCAGGCCAGGAAAAUGGAGGCUUUCAUGAAGGAGAAGGAGCAGGAGGUUCUCCAGCUGCAGGAGGAAGCCAAAAGCUUCAUCACCCUCGAGAACCUGGACGCGCGGAUCGAGGAGUGCCUGGACAACCCGCGCAACUACAACUUCGCCAUCGACAAGGACGGGCGGGUCGUCAAGCGUACGGUGCUGUCGUAGCAGCCCCAGCAUGGGGCUCCUGGCCUGCUUUUGUGCCCAGAGCCUCCUCCCCAGAAGACCUGGAGUUCUUCUUUUUAAUGUAUAAAUUGACCACGGAAGUGGUGGAGAAAGGCCGCGGGGUCUGGCUGUGCUGCUUCCGAAGGGCGAACGCCGGCGGGAAGGGGGGUGAGGGGGAAACUCGGGCUUUUUGGAGGCUCCAGCUGCCUGGCUCAGCCCUGUGUGGCUGUUGCUGUGCCUGUGAUUCCACCUCCCACAUGUUUGGAUCCCUCCUGCCUUCACACACAGCAUGUGGGGAGAGAAACAGGAGCAGUCAGGAGGCAGAUCUUGGCUCUCAGCUCUGUGCUGUCAGCCCCUCUGGAUGCUUCCGAAGGGAAAUGAGGGCUGAAUGGAUUUUUAGAGAACACUGGCCCUCCUCUUUUUUUUGUUGUUGGGUGAAAGAAUUAAUUAUUCUUCCUGAUUUCUGCUGGGCUGGGAGGACCUGUCAUCCCUGGUCACGCUUUGAACCCUCCUUUGCACAUCCCUUGGUGUGGCUGAAUGAGAAAAUAUGUCUGGAUUAUCUGGAA